AUAAAAACAGCGUAACAAGAUGGACGCUAAAACUUUGUAAUCAAUUGAACAUCUACUUCACUUAAAUUAUUAAAGAAAUUAAUAUUUUUAUUGAAAUAUUAGCGAAUUUAAUUUAAAAUUAAUUUCUAAGAAAUCUUUAAUUGUGUACAUAAAUAUAAAUUAAUUGACAGUGUUGUUAUGACUGAAUAAGUGUUAUGAAGAUGAAUUUCGUAAUCGUUCUACUGGCUGCCGCGAUUGCCGCGACUGCCGCACAGGAGCAGCCGAGCAAGGCCUUGAACAAUACUAUACUGAGCAUCUUCAAUUCCGCGCCCUCAACCCUGCAGCCAACGGAAGGAACCAGCUCGCCCGCUUCAACGAUUGACCUCUCUGUAUUCUUCACUACCGCUCCCACCACGACUGCGGCAUCGACAGAGCCAGUGGAAUGUACAACAUUUUACGGACAGAAAGGAGUAUGCGUCAGUUUCUUUCUGUGCACCUCGAAAAAUAACACGUUCGACCUCGGAAUUAACUCGUUGACGGACAAUAGAAUUUGCGCAACUUACACGGACGUGUGCUGCGUGUUUCCGGACCAAGCCAACGGGACUGCUGUCGUACCUGAGCUGGGAGCGCAACAAGAGCCUCCAGGGCAGGGCUGCGGCUGGCGGAACCCUGACGGAAUCGCUCUGGAGACAGAGUACCAAAGCGAGGAAGGCUUCAGCAAGUUCGGUGAAAUACCCUGGAUGGCUGUCAUUUUGCGAACUGAGCUCCGAUUCCCUGACGACCCCGAAAGUCAGAAGUUGUACGUAUACAUCGGCGGGGGAUCGCUCAUCCACCCGAGUGUGGUGCUGACCGCGGGCCACAUGUUGAACGAGUCCGUGUCCCUCACCGCCAGGGUCGGGGACUGGGACGCGAGGAACAUCGAGGAGGUGUUCACCCACCAGGACAGAAACGUCAAGAGCUUCAUCAUACACGAACAGUUUAACAGAAGGAAAUUUUUAUACGACGCCGCUCUACUUUUCCUUGAGUCGCCCGUUGAUCUGACUCCCAACGUGGGCGUCGCCUGCUUGCCGCCGCCCAUGGACUCUCCCGCUGCCAAGACCAAGUGCCUCGCCACCGGCUGGGGCAAGGACAAGUUCGGGAAGGAAGGGAGACACCGGGGCAUCAUGAAAAAGAUCGAGGUGCCGGUUGUCGAGAACCAGGUGUGCCAGCGCGAGCUCCGCAAGACGCGGCUCGGGAGGCUGUUCCAGCUCCACGAGUCGUUCAUGUGCGCGGGGGGGCAGCGCGGCCGCGACCCCUGCACCGGGGACGGGGGGUCGCCGCUCGUGUGCCCCAUGCCGAACCAAACGAACCGGUACUGGCAGUCCGGGAUCGUGUCCUGGGGCAUCGGCUGCGGGGAGCAGGGCACCCCGGGCGUGUACGUGGACGUCAGCAAGAUCCGCGCGUGGAUCGACGAGAAGGUCGCAGAAAACGGAUUCGACACGAAAGCUUAUCAACCUAAGAUUUGAAUUACGUAGCGUUCGAUUUCAAUAAAAAA
This is a messenger RNA of Bombyx mandarina (wild silkworm), 1513 nucleotides long. Its product is annotated as phenoloxidase-activating factor 2-like. The record is from RefSeq and is a predicted model, not a curated record. NCBI's taxonomy places the organism in Eukaryota, Metazoa, Arthropoda, Insecta, Lepidoptera, Bombycidae.